Stomoxys calcitrans (stable fly) is the source of this 4286-nucleotide messenger RNA. Its product is annotated as polyubiquitin-C. Gene Ontology annotation, cellular component: nucleus; cytoplasm. The transcript has 2 exons. The coding region runs from base 126 to 4238 and encodes 1370 amino acids. The record is from RefSeq and is a predicted model, not a curated record. Gene Ontology annotation, molecular function: protein tag activity; ubiquitin protein ligase binding. Gene Ontology annotation, biological process: protein ubiquitination; modification-dependent protein catabolic process. NCBI's taxonomy places the organism in Eukaryota, Metazoa, Arthropoda, Insecta, Diptera, Muscidae.
AACCUUUAAACAAGAAGAGAAACCAAUAUUAAUCAAUUAUUUAAUAAAGAAAAAGUGAAGUGAAAUAGUAGACUGCGCAAUAAAGAACAAUUUACAUUUGAAAAAUAAUUUGAAGAUACUUCAAUAUGCAGAUCUUCGUGAAGACAUUAACUGGCAAGACCAUCACAUUGGAGGUUGAACCCUCUGAUACCAUUGAAAAUGUUAAAGCCAAGAUUCAAGAUAAAGAAGGCAUUCCUCCAGAUCAACAACGUUUGAUCUUUGCCGGUAAACAGCUGGAAGAUGGACGUACCUUGUCCGAUUAUAAUAUCCAAAAGGAAUCUACACUUCAUUUGGUUCUUCGUCUACGUGGUGGCAUGCAAAUCUUUGUAAAAACAUUGACUGGUAAAACCAUCACCUUGGAGGUUGAGCCUUCUGAUACCAUUGAAAAUGUUAAAGCCAAAAUUCAAGACAAAGAAGGAAUCCCACCAGACCAACAGCGAUUGAUUUUCGCUGGCAAGCAGCUUGAAGACGGGCGAACAUUGUCUGAUUACAAUAUUCAAAAAGAAUCUACAUUGCAUUUGGUAUUGCGCCUUCGUGGUGGCAUGCAAAUAUUCGUUAAGACAUUAACGGGAAAAACUAUUACACUGGAAGUUGAACCUUCUGAUACUAUAGAAAAUGUUAAGGCCAAAAUUCAAGACAAAGAAGGUAUUCCCCCAGAUCAACAGCGUUUGAUUUUCGCUGGCAAGCAAUUGGAAGACGGACGUACAUUGUCCGACUAUAACAUUCAAAAAGAAUCUACACUACAUUUGGUCCUACGUCUACGUGGUGGUAUGCAAAUCUUCGUCAAGACCUUGACUGGCAAAACCAUCACCCUCGAAGUCGAGCCUUCGGACACCAUCGAAAACGUGAAAGCCAAGAUUCAAGACAAGGAAGGCAUUCCCCCAGACCAACAGCGUUUGAUUUUCGCCGGCAAGCAGUUGGAAGAUGGUCGUACAUUGUCCGAUUACAACAUCCAAAAGGAGUCGACCCUGCAUUUGGUUUUGCGUCUACGUGGUGGUAUGCAAAUUUUCGUUAAGACUUUGACUGGUAAAACCAUCACUUUGGAAGUCGAACCAUCCGACACCAUCGAAAAUGUCAAGGCCAAAAUCCAGGAUAAGGAAGGUAUUCCUCCAGACCAACAGCGUUUGAUCUUCGCCGGCAAGCAGUUGGAAGAUGGUCGUACAUUGUCCGACUACAACAUUCAGAAGGAGUCUACCCUCCAUUUAGUUUUGCGUCUCCGUGGUGGUAUGCAAAUCUUCGUCAAGACCUUGACAGGCAAAACCAUCACAUUGGAAGUCGAACCAUCCGACACCAUCGAAAACGUCAAGGCCAAAAUCCAGGAUAAGGAAGGUAUUCCUCCAGACCAACAGCGUUUGAUCUUCGCCGGCAAGCAGUUGGAAGAUGGUCGUACAUUGUCCGACUACAACAUUCAAAAAGAAUCCACUCUUCAUUUGGUACUCCGUCUCCGUGGUGGUAUGCAAAUCUUCGUCAAGACCUUGACAGGCAAAACCAUCACCCUCGAAGUCGAACCAUCCGACACCAUCGAAAAUGUCAAAGCCAAAAUCCAGGAUAAGGAAGGUAUUCCCCCAGACCAACAGCGGUUGAUCUUCGCCGGCAAGCAGUUGGAAGAUGGUCGUACAUUGUCCGACUACAACAUCCAGAAGGAGUCUACCCUCCAUUUAGUUUUGCGUCUCCGUGGUGGUAUGCAAAUCUUCGUCAAGACCUUGACAGGCAAAACCAUCACUUUGGAAGUCGAACCAUCCGACACCAUCGAAAAUGUCAAAGCCAAAAUCCAGGAUAAGGAAGGUAUUCCUCCAGACCAACAGCGUUUGAUCUUCGCCGGCAAGCAGUUGGAAGAUGGUCGUACAUUGUCCGACUACAACAUUCAGAAGGAGUCUACCCUGCAUUUGGUUUUGCGUCUCCGUGGUGGUAUGCAAAUCUUCGUCAAGACCUUGACAGGCAAAACCAUCACAUUGGAAGUCGAACCCUCCGAUACCAUCGAAAACGUCAAAGCCAAGAUUCAAGACAAGGAAGGUAUUCCGCCAGAUCAGCAACGUUUGAUUUUUGCUGGCAAGCAAUUGGAAGACGGACGUACGCUUUCCGAUUAUAACAUUCAAAAAGAAUCCACUCUUCAUUUGGUACUCCGUCUCCGUGGUGGUAUGCAAAUCUUCGUCAAGACCUUGACAGGCAAAACCAUCACCCUCGAAGUCGAACCAUCCGACACCAUCGAAAAUGUCAAAGCCAAAAUCCAGGAUAAGGAAGGUAUUCCCCCAGACCAACAGCGGUUGAUCUUCGCCGGCAAGCAGUUGGAAGAUGGUCGUACAUUGUCCGACUACAACAUCCAGAAGGAGUCUACCCUCCAUUUAGUUUUGCGUCUCCGUGGUGGUAUGCAAAUCUUCGUCAAGACCUUGACAGGCAAAACCAUCACAUUGGAAGUCGAACCCUCCGAUACCAUCGAAAAUGUCAAGGCCAAAAUCCAGGAUAAGGAAGGUAUUCCCCCAGACCAACAGCGUUUGAUCUUCGCCGGCAAGCAGUUGGAAGAUGGUCGUACAUUGUCCGACUACAACAUCCAGAAGGAGUCUACCCUCCAUUUAGUUUUGCGUCUACGUGGUGGUAUGCAAAUCUUCGUCAAGACCUUGACUGGCAAAACCAUCACCCUCGAAGUCGAGCCUUCGGACACCAUAGAAAACGUGAAGGCCAAGAUUCAAGACAAGGAAGGUAUUCCCCCAGAUCAGCAACGUUUGAUCUUUGCCGGUAAGCAGUUGGAAGAUGGUCGUACAUUGUCCGACUACAACAUCCAGAAAGAGUCUACCCUGCAUUUAGUCCUUCGCCUUCGUGGUGGUAUGCAAAUUUUCGUCAAGACCCUGACUGGAAAAACCAUCACAUUGGAAGUCGAACCCUCCGACACCAUCGAAAACGUCAAAGCCAAGAUUCAAGACAAGGAAGGUAUUCCUCCAGAUCAGCAACGAUUGAUUUUUGCUGGCAAGCAAUUGGAAGACGGACGUACGCUUUCCGAUUAUAACAUCCAAAAAGAGUCCACUCUUCAUUUGGUACUCCGUCUCCGUGGUGGUAUGCAGAUUUUCGUCAAGACUUUGACCGGUAAAACUAUCACUUUGGAAGUUGAGCCAUCGGAUACUAUUGAAAACGUUAAAGCCAAAAUCCAAGACAAAGAAGGUAUUCCCCCAGACCAACAGCGUUUGAUUUUCGCCGGUAAGCAGUUGGAAGAUGGUCGUACAUUGUCCGACUACAACAUCCAGAAGGAGUCUACCCUCCAUUUAGUUUUGCGUCUCCGUGGUGGUAUGCAAAUCUUCGUCAAGACCCUGACCGGAAAAACCAUCACUUUAGAAGUCGAACCAUCCGAUACCAUUGAAAACGUUAAAGCUAAGAUUCAAGACAAGGAAGGUAUUCCCCCAGAUCAGCAACGUUUGAUCUUCGCUGGUAAACAGUUGGAAGAUGGUCGUACAUUGUCAGAUUAUAAUAUCCAGAAAGAAUCGACCCUCCACUUGGUACUCCGUCUCCGUGGUGGCAUGCAAAUCUUCGUCAAGACCCUGACUGGAAAAACCAUCACUUUAGAAGUCGAACCAUCCGACACUAUUGAAAACGUUAAAGCUAAGAUUCAAGACAAGGAAGGUAUUCCCCCAGAUCAGCAACGUUUGAUCUUUGCUGGUAAACAGUUGGAAGAUGGUCGUACAUUGUCAGAUUAUAAUAUCCAGAAAGAAUCGACCCUCCACUUGGUACUCCGUCUUCGUGGUGGUAUGCAAAUCUUCGUCAAGACCUUGACAGGCAAAACCAUCACAUUGGAAGUCGAACCAUCCGAUACUAUCGAAAAUGUGAAAGCUAAAAUUCAAGAUAAAGAAGGCAUUCCCCCAGACCAACAACGCUUAAUCUUCGCCGGCAAGCAAUUGGAAGAUGGUCGCACUUUGUCCGACUAUAACAUCCAGAAAGAAUCUACCCUCCAUUUAGUCCUUCGUCUACGUGGUGGUAUGCAAAUUUUCGUCAAGACUUUGACUGGAAAGACAAUUACGUUGGAAGUGGAACCCUCUGAUACCAUAGAAAAUGUCAAGGCCAAAAUUCAAGAUAAAGAAGGCAUUCCCCCAGAUCAGCAACGUUUGAUCUUUGCCGGCAAACAGUUGGAAGAUGGUCGCACAUUGUCGGACUACAACAUCCAGAAGGAAUCAACACUCCAUUUGGUGCUUCGUCUUCGCGGAGGCGCAUUCUAAAUUACUUUUGUGUAUUCAAGAAAUAAAUAUCAAAUAGUAUUCGAUUAA